AAUACCAGGGGCCCUCAAACCUGCCGCGCUCGCCGCAGAGUCCAAGCACCACCCGCCUAUUUCUUGACGCCAAGACGCCGCGCCAAUGGCAACUUGGCGCCGUGACGACACCGGACGCUCACAGCCCGUGCACAGCAUAGCUUCCUACGGUUGCAUUUACGCAUGCUCAAUCCGCACCGACGACCGCCGCCGCCGAGCCCCCGCGUCGAUGACGGCUACCUCGCCUGCUACGGCAUCGUCGUCGCCUGCGUGUCGCUGCUCCUGCUCACCAUCCUCGCCGCCACGGUCAACAUAGUAAAGGCGUGCGCUCUCGCCGGCGCGGUCGCGGUGGUGUUCGGUGCCUUCGGCUGCGUCGCCCGGUGGUGCGCGGAUGAUGGAGCGGCGCCAGCGCUGUCAACGACCGUGACACCGGCGGCGCGCGCCAGCGCGACUUGCGGGAUGGUGGACGCGGCGAUCAACGCGCUGCCGGCGUUCGCGUACGCGCGCCCUGGCACGGUCGGCUCGGAGGGCGGCAGCAGCAGCAAGCCCAGUAGGCACCGGCUGUGCGCCGUGUGCCUGGAGGAAAUCGAGUCCGGCGAGAUGGUGCGGCAACUGCCGGCGUGCAGGCACCUGUUCCAUGUGGAGUGCAUCGACAUGUGGUUGCACUCGCACUCGACUUGCCCCCUGUGCCGGUGCGACGUCUCGCCGCAGCAAGUCGAUGUGAAGCCCACAGCGGCGGCAGCGCCAGAUGAUACGUUGCCGCCAGUGUGAGUUCAUGAUCAGAGUAGUGAAUCUUGUCAUGGUACAACCAAAGAACGUCAUGUUGCACCAGUCCUACAGUUGUUUUUUUUUUCUUUCCUUAAAGCAGAUUUUUUUUGGCAAAAAAUUAGUAAAUGGCCUUCUUAGAAAUUGAGUUCUGAUAGUAAUGUGCAAAAAGCAUAUUCAUCCAA
Molecule: messenger RNA, 929 nt
Organism: Phragmites australis (common reed)
Lineage: Eukaryota; Viridiplantae; Streptophyta; Magnoliopsida; Poales; Poaceae
Product: RING-H2 finger protein ATL72-like
Exons: 1
Coding region: 163-750 (195 amino acids)
Source: RefSeq, a predicted model, not a curated record